Oncorhynchus keta (chum salmon) is the source of this 2280-nucleotide messenger RNA. RefSeq names its product alpha-tubulin N-acetyltransferase 1. Bases 548 to 1477 code for a protein of 309 amino acids. Gene Ontology annotation, cellular component: microtubule. The record is from RefSeq and is a predicted model, not a curated record. Gene Ontology annotation, molecular function: tubulin N-acetyltransferase activity. The transcript has 9 exons. NCBI's taxonomy places the organism in Eukaryota, Metazoa, Chordata, Actinopteri, Salmoniformes, Salmonidae. Gene Ontology annotation, biological process: alpha-tubulin acetylation.
GCCUCCUUUGCUUUCCUAACAACCAAAUCGAACUGAACAGCGACAGCCCGGACCCGUUCACCGGAGGGCAGUGGAUAAAUGUACAGAUGAUAGAUUAUUCAGGCUCAUCGUGGCUGUUUUACACGAACUGAUAAGAUGUGCAAUAUGGGCAUUUAAAGUUUUUAUUUUAUGUCAUUGUUUAUUUACUUGAGUUUUUGUAAGUUUUUGAAAGUUUAGUGGGCUAACGCUUUUAUAAAGAUCCGUGUUUUUGUUGUUGUAUAAUGGUAUUAUCGGGUUACCGGGGUAUAGUAUUGAUACAAUAUUACCACUACAUGGCCGGACCGUUUUGAUACUGUAGCUAGUUAUUGUAGCUCAAUGAUAACAUAGUUAAGUGACUGUAAAAUCAGUGUCCAAUGUUUUUCUAUCUGUAAGGGACGAGGUUGCUAGCUAGCUUUGCCAACAGUGUUAUUGUUAAACCUCUCGCUGGCUGCACGUUUAGCAAACAAUAAAACACAUGCAGGAGCACUGAUUUUAUACUACGAGAGACGACUUUUUUUUUUAAAGGAAUAUGGAAACCACUGUUGAUGUAAACCACAUUUUCCCUGAAAGGAUUACAGUUUUGGAUCAAAACCUGAUUGCAUUUACAAAAUCGCUGGGAAGGUCAGAUCCUCAAUCUCUAAUUGCAGCAGUAAUUGAUGAACUUGGAAGAGCCUCAGCCAAGGCCCAAUACUUGACAGCACCAAUCACAAGUGCAUCAAAGCUGCAGACCAACAAGCACCAUCUCUACCUGCUGAAAGACCGAGAAAGCAACGGAGGAAAGGGACUGGCAGUGGGUUUUCUAAAGGUUGGCUGUAAGAAGUUAUUUCUGCUUGACCAGCGCGGGGCGCAUGUCGAGACGGAGCCUCUGUGUGUCUUGGAUUUCUUCGUGACAGAGCACCUUCAGAGGCACGGCUACGGACUGGAGCUGUUUAGCUUCAUGCUGCAGCACAAAAAGGUAGAGCCAGUGAUGAUGGCUUACGACAGGCCCUCCCCUAAGUUCCUCUCUUUCCUGGAGAAGCAUUACAGUCUGAAAAACGGUGUACCUCAGGUCAAUAACUUUGUGGUGUUUGAUGGUUUCUUCACCAACAGAUCAGCGGCCCAGUUGAGAAAGGUUCCCCCCAAAAAGCUGGACGGAGAGAUCAAGCCCUACUCACUAACACAGAGAAGGGCUGUGCGAGAGGAGCAGAGGGCUCUCUCCUGGCCUUUGCGUUGCCCCGCGGCUCCUCCCUUCUCUCCUCCGUUGUCGGUAUCCUCCCCGUGCUCCCCAAGCAGGGCCCACCAGUGCCCCAACCCGGCCCUGGCCCCAGCAUCUGCCCCUGGGGGCUACAGGGGCCCGGCCCCCAACCCCCCACUGAUCGGCAACCUCAACUACAGGGUAAAACGCACCAGGUAUGGUAUUCCUGAAAAACUGUCAAAACUAAAUGCCCAGGUUUUACAGGAGGGAUCUCAGAUGGAGUGAUCCCUGACUCCCAGAAUCAGGAGGGAUCUCAGAUGGACUGAUCCCUGACUCCCAGAAUCAGAAGGGAUCUCAGAUGGACUGAUCCCUGACUACCAGAAUCAGAAGGGAUCUCAGAUGGAGUGAUCCCCGACUCCCAGAAUCAGGAGGGAUCUCAGAUGGAGUGAUCCCCGACUCCCAGAAUCAGGAGGGAUCUCAGAUGGAGUGAUCCCCGACUCCCAGAAUCAGGAGGGAUCUCAGAUGGAGUGAUCCCCGACUCCCAGAAUCAGGAGGGAUCUCAGAUGGAGUGAUCCCCGACUCCCAGAAUCAGGAGGGAUCUCAGAUGGAGUGAUCCCCGACUCCCAGAAUCAGGAGGGAUCUCAGAUGGAGUGAUCCCUGACUCCCAGAAUCAAGAGGGAUCUCGGAUGGACUGAUCCCUGACUCCCAGAAUCAGAAGGGAUCUCUGAUGGACUGAUCCCCGACUCCCAGAAUCAAGGAGGGAUCUCUGAUGGACUGAUCCCUGACUCCCAGAAUCAGGAGGGAUCUCAGAUGGAGUGAUCCCCGACUCCCAGAAUCAGGAGGGAUCUCAGAUGGAGUGAUCCCCGACUCCCAGAAUCAGGAGGGAUCUCAGAUGGAGUGAUCCCCGACUCCCAGAAUCAGGAGGGAUCUCAGAUGGAGUGAUCCCUGACUCCCAGAAUCAGGAGGGAUCUCAGAUGGAGUGAUCCCUGACUCCCAGAAUCAGGAGGGACUAAGUCAUUUUGGAGGUUGUCAGCAUUUUUUUUACCCUAGGUACUACUACAACUUCACUCCACGCAAACUAUCUAAAC